GAAAUCGAUUUUGGUGCCAGGUUGAAACAUUUUCCCAAAACAGUUCUGCAAAAUGACAAGCCUGUUCCGCAGGAGCAGCAGCAAUGGUGGGUCCCGGGGUGGGGGGAGCGCCUCAGCACAGGAACUCAACAACAGCCGGCCUGCCCGGCAAGUCCGGCGCCUGGAGUUCAACCAGGCCAUGGAGGACUUCAAGACCAUGUUCCCCAACAUGGACUAUGACAUCAUUGAGUGUGUGCUGCGUGCCAACAAUGGCGCCGUCGAUGCCACCAUUGACCAGUUGCUGCAGAUGAAUCUGGAUGGGAGCAGCUAUGAUGAUAGCUCGGACUCAGAUGACAGCAUCCCUCCUGAGAUUUUGGAACGGACUUUGGAACCAGAUAGCUCUGAUGAAGAGCCACCACCAGUGUAUUCACCUCCUGCCUACCACAUGCACAUGUUUGACAGGCCUUAUCCCCUGGCUCCCCCAACCCCACCUCCCAGGAUAGACGUGCCUAGCGCUGGGGUCCCCCCAACCCAGAGGCGCUAUCGCAACUGGAACCCCCCACUUCUGGGCAACCUUCCUGAUGAUUUCCUUCGAAUCCUGCCCCAGCAGCUGGAUAGUUUGCGGAACACGCAGAGUGGCCCCCCAAAGCUAGGGCUUGGGGAGGUCAGCCAACCCAUGGCAGGAAACCUGGAGGAGGAAUGCCGCUGGAAGCAGUACCUGGAGGAUGAGCGGAUUGCCCUCUUCCUGCAGAAUGAAGAAUUCAUGAAAGAGCUUCAACGGAACCGAGACUUCCUCCUUGCCCUAGAGAGGGAUCGAUUGAAAUAUGAGUCCCAGAAAUCCAAAUCCAGCAGCAUGGCCGUCAGUAAUGACUUUGGUAUUCCAUCCACUAUCACAGGUGAUGCUGCCUCGGCAGCCGGUGAAGCCAGCCCUGCCGUGUCUGAAGAUGCCUUAUUCAGGGACAAGCUGAAGCACAUGGGGAAAUCAACCCGGAGGAAGUUGUUUGAACUUGCCAGGGCCUUCUCUGAGAAGACCAAGAUGAGGAAGACAAAGAAAAAACAGUUGUUGAAGCACCAGUCGCUGGGGACUGCAGCAUCUACAGCUAAUCUCCUGGAUGACGUGGAAGGCCAUGCCUGUGAUGAAGACUUCCGGGCAAGGAAGCAGGAGACACUUAAGGAGGAGGAAGCACCCAGAGAAGGGCAGUAAGAGGUGCUGGAGUUCACUGGAAAUGAAACGUCCUAAUGGGGCAGCCCAGAUAGUGAAGGCCUGUCCUUAGCUGCCCAGACCUGCUGCAGUGAGACGGAGGGUGUUUGAGCAUUGAGGCACCAAGUUUCUCUGUUCCUCAGAAGCCUUGCUUCUAGCUGCCUCUUGUCCUUCCCCUCUUGUGCAGGGUGUUGGAACUUUGGUAUUGCCAUAUUGUGAUUGGAGGAAGCACCUGGGGCCCCACCAAGGGCAGCAACCAAUCACAGUCUUCUCUUGUAGCUGUGUUAUUUUAGGGGCAAUGAGCGGAGGGGAACCUUCCCCUCCGUUUUUGUUUUCUUUUUUAAUGUCUCUCUGUAGCCUCUUGGCUUCCCUUUCUUCCUUCCCACCAUUCCUCUCCGAAAGGAGCAGGUCCAAUCAGUGGGAGGGCUGGACACAUAAAGCACAGGCCCAGGUUAAUGUAUGGGCAAGAACAAAAUGUAGCCUCUUCUUCCCUCCUCAACUCCCCAUCUCUCUCUCAGAUUAGUCCAAACUCCACUGAAGAGUCGGAGACAUGAUCUAAUCCUCCCUGCUCCACUCCUGGUACUCUGCUCUCUUCCUUUUCUGGUCCCCUGGCUUCUGUUUUUCAGGAUGAGACCUAUCUUCCAUCCUUGUCCCCUCCCCAGAGAUCCCUUGGCCAAGAUGAAGGAACAGUAUCAGAUGGGAAAAACCACACUUGGACUGGGGUAGCAGAAGGGGAUGAUGACCUGACCCCAAGACAUGGACCCUAGAGCCUACCUGGGAGUAGUUUCCUGAGGGUCUACUCUAAGGUUGUCAUUUCUCAGAGGAAAGGGCAUAGAGGGAUAGCUCUAGAACUGGAAAGGACCUUAGAGUCAUCCAGUCCAACCCAUUCAUUUUCCAGAUGAGGAAGGGGCCCAUAGAAAUUCAUUGAUUCACCCAAGGUUACACAAGUAUUUUUUUUUUUGGCAGAAAUGGUAUUUGAACUUAGGUUCUGAGUCUAAGCUCAGAGCUCUGUGUUCAGUAUUCUUCCCACUGUGCCAUAAGCAGAGAAACAGUGUCACGGGAAGAGCAAUCUGCUGUCACAUUGGAGGGUGGUGGUAGUGGUGGCGGCAGGGGUGGUGGUAGGGGGCCCUCUAUAAUAGUCUGGAGUUAGGACAAGGGCAGGUUGGAGCACUGGCUUCCCUUACUUCUGCUGGGAAAUAGAAUGGAGGCAAGUUGUCCAAUUUGGAAUCAGUGGAAACAGAGAGCUUUUGGGCAUGGUGACAGUGCUCUGCUUUGGGAUGACUUCUGGGCUACGCUCCUAAGUUCGGGAUCCCCUGCCAGGCCAGCUGGUGUGGGAAAAACGAAAGGAAGGGAGAGGGGCUCUAGGAUAGAAUCCUAGAGGCUAGUUGGCAGUGGAGGGGGUGGGUUUCCCCUGUCCUCAGGGGAGCACUGGUGUUAAGCUGACUCCCAGGUCCUGAGGGAGGAGCUCAAUGCCCAUAAGCAGAAAAUGUUAAACUGUGAGACCUUCAGAGCUAGAAAGAACAGUGGGGGAACAGCUGUUUUUUUUAUGCAGUGUGCAGCAGCAAGGGGUGGAGUUGCCCUGAAUAUUACCCGCUUAUCCCUGAAAGCUGGCCUCAGAGCAGAAGUGCAGGCUGAGUCCUGUUUGGGGUGGGGAGGAAACCUGUUCUCAGGAGAAAGCUCUCCAGGGGGCCUGUCUACCCACCCACUCGCUUACCUCCUCAUUGUCCCAGGGAGUUCACUGUCUUUGCCUCUUCACAUUAGUGGGUUGGCACCGGGAUGGGGAGAAGCUGAUCUGAGGAAUCUAGAAGCUUGGAAAAGAGAGAGCUUUGAGGGGAGGGGCUUCCAGCUUCACUAAAGCAUUAAAUCUCUACUGCCCAGUAUGGAGCUUGGGCUUUGUUGUUAAUGGUGGGGUAGUAGGAGGAAGCCUACAGCUGAUUUGGGGGGACCUCUGUUAGCACUAAGCCAAGAUAAAAUGAUGAGAUUAUUCUUAUAGUAUUCUUUCCCCUAGUGAGGAGAGAGAGAGAGAGAGAGACAGAGAGAGAGACUGACUGACUAUGUGACUAUGGGGGGGGGGGCAGGGUUUACAGGCUCAUGAUUUAUCCCGCUUCCAAGUUGCAGUGCUUUCUUCCCCAAACCCUGGGGGGCCCAAAGAAGGAAGGAUUCCAUAGUGAGUGGUCCCCCGGCCAGUGGUUGGGCCUGGAAUGUGCUCAGGUCUGCUAGCUGGCAAGCUCAGGCCCUGGAAUGUGCCUGCAGCUACCAGGGGGAGAGGAACCGCUUAUGAAAUGUAACCAAGUUUGGAAGUGUGUGCAGAGGUUGCUAAGGGUGAAGUUGGAGUGGGGCCACAGGUAACAGAAGGCGUCUUGGCAAAGGAAUGAAUAAUUCACAGCUGAGGAGGGGAAGGCCACCUUUUUUUCCUCCUUUUUCUCCUCCCUCCCUUUUGCUCUUCUCCUCCCUUUCCCUCGUAGCUGCCAAGCUCUCUUCCUCACCCAGGUCCCACCAGUAAAAGGAUCUGUUUGGUUUUGAGGUUUCCCCCAAGGCAUCCCUAUUCCUUUGUGCCUUCCUUCUAGCUCUGCAUGGUCAAGAAGAGGGCAAGGCUCCAAAGUUGCCAGACCCUUCCAUCUAGAGGUCAAUGCCCCCACCCCCAGUCAGCCAGAGGGACAGCUCUUUCCCCUUCCACAAUAACAAUUUGGAAUAGGCUAAAGGCCCAAGAGAAAUCUGAGGGUCCCCACCCUGGGGCUCCUAGAAUCUAUUAUUCUCCAUCGGAAAGGGAAAGGACCUGCUUUGGCAAUCACAUUAUCCAAAACUAAAUGGAAAACAAAACACCCACCCUGCCCCAGUUUCUUUUGAAUCUUACGAGAGAGGGGAGAGAAGGAUGCUGAGAUAGAAGUAGCCAAAGCAAGCUACAUUCAGAGACUCAUUUCUCCUGCAAAUGAAAAGUUGUUCACUUCUAGCAAAGUCUGUGCAGUGAGGAAUAUAUGACAAUUCUUUUCAACAAACAAACCCCCAAGCACUUGGGGAAUUCCUAAGGUGGAAACCCAAUCUUGAGCUUUGUGAGUGUUGGUUGCUAUGUUAGGUUUUGUUUCCACAUGUGCUGUUGUUGUUGUUUUUUCUUAAAGAUGUUUAAUAGGAAUUCAUAUAAUAAAGUCAUGGUGUACUCUUAA
Messenger RNA from Phascolarctos cinereus (koala), 4341 nucleotides. It is a transcript of the gene CUEDC1, whose product is annotated as CUE domain containing 1. The record is from RefSeq and is a predicted model, not a curated record. Gene Ontology annotation, molecular function: ubiquitin binding. NCBI's taxonomy places the organism in Eukaryota, Metazoa, Chordata, Mammalia, Diprotodontia, Phascolarctidae.